UUCCGUUCUGAUUUUGGUUUCGGAGCAAACCUUUACUGAUCGUUCCAGCAGUGAGUCUGAUGGUGCAGAUCAACACUUUCUUUUCGUGAUCCUUCACGUGUUUGUGGCAUCUGACGUCACUGAGAGUGCCAUGCUCUCAACGCAGCUGUUAUCCCGCCUGCGAAUGCUGGCUAGUGAGGCGAGGCUGUGCCAGGUUGUGUUACAUUGCAAAGCACUUCCUCAUAUUCCAAAUCAGCACCCUCCUCUUGCCGCAGACCUGCGCUUACUGUCUACCAGCUGCUCUCAGCAUGCCAAGCACCGUGGUCUGUCCAAAAGAAAGAGAGACCUGUCUGAAAAGAAACUGACACGCUACUUUGUUGAUCAUCGCAGGGUUCAUGUGGUCGGGGGAGCUGGAGGGAAGGGUGCCUGCUGCUUUCAUAGUGAGCCCAGGAAGGAGUAUGGAGGACCAGAUGGAGGGGAUGGAGGAAAUGGAGGACAUGUUAUCUUAAAAGUGGAUUCACAAGUGAAGUCUCUGGCUUCAGUAGUCCCUACGUAUCAUGGAGAUGAUGGGGAAUCUGGUGGUAGCAAGAACUGUUUUGGAAAGAGUGGAGAAAAUGUGUAUAUUAAGGUUCCCAUUGGUACUAUAGUGAAAGAAGAUGGACAGGUUAUUGCUGACUUGUCCAAACCUGGUGAAGAGUUUGUGGUAGCACAUGGGGGACUUGGUGGAAAAGGAAACCGAUUCUUUCUAAGUAAUGAGAACAGAUCCCCAAUGACGGCAAUGCCUGGUGAGCCUGGAGAAGAGAGAAUGCUGCAGCUGGAAGUGAAAACCAUGGCUCAUGCCGGCAUGGUGGGGUUUCCUAAUGCAGGAAAGUCUUCUCUCUUGCGGCUUCUCUCCAAUGCCCGUCCUGCCGUGGCACCAUACCCCUUCACUACUCUAAACCCGCACGUGGGCAUCAUUGAGUAUCAGGAUUAUGAGCAGAUUGCUGUUGCUGACAUCCCUGGAAUCAUAGAAGGGGCCCACCAGAACCGAGGGCUUGGUUUAUCUUUCCUAAAGCAUAUUGAACGUUGCCGCUUCCUCCUCUUUGUCGUUGACCUCUCACACCCUGAGCCCUGGGUCCAGCUAAGUUGUCUGCAGUAUGAGCUGGAGCAGUUUGAUGAGGAUCUUGCCCAACGCCCUUAUGUUGUUGUGGCAAACAAGCUGGACCUUCCUGUGGCUCCUAAAACUCUGCAGCUUCUGCGGCAGAAAGUAAGAAGCAAAGUAAUUGGGGUUUCUGCUCUGACAGGUGACAAUGCUGAGGAACUGAUACUUCACGUCAGAGAGAUGUAUGAUGAAUAUAGACAUAAAGAAGAUAAGAAGAAAACUCCUGCACACUGGUGACCUUUGUGUGGUCAGCUGCAACAUCCAUCGGAAUAUUUGUGUGGGAAACCUUUUUCUAUUACAGACUUCAGAAAAAUAGAAACAAGAUAUCCAAGAUCACAUAAGAAAAUAAUGGAAGUUUUUUGUUUUGUAAUUGUAAUAUAUUGAAGGUUUAUCCAAUUUUUUUUGCUUCUGAUUGUAAUUCCUUUGACCAUAAGUGUGAUGACAAAAAAAAAUUAACUUCCCACCCA
Molecule: messenger RNA, 1587 nt
Organism: Bombina bombina (fire-bellied toad)
Lineage: Eukaryota; Metazoa; Chordata; Amphibia; Anura; Bombinatoridae
Gene: MTG2
Product: mitochondrial ribosome associated GTPase 2
Exons: 7
Coding region: 131-1357 (408 amino acids)
Cellular component (GO): mitochondrion
Molecular function (GO): GTP binding; GTPase activity; magnesium ion binding
Source: RefSeq, a predicted model, not a curated record